AUGUAUGCUGAUGACACAAAUAUAACUGUUGAUUCAGUUGGUCUUAAUAAUUUGGAAAAAACCCUCAAUCAUGAAAUGAGCAAUAUUCAUCAAUGGCUCGUCUCAAACAAAUUAACAUUAAACGUAGAAAAAACAGAGUAUAUGGUCAUUGGAACUCACAAAAGAUUGAGUAGAUUUUCGAAAGAUAUCACUGUGUCCAUUGAUGGCAAAGCAAUUAAACAA
Molecule: messenger RNA, 222 nt
Organism: Paramuricea clavata
Lineage: Eukaryota; Metazoa; Cnidaria; Anthozoa; Malacalcyonacea; Plexauridae
Source: the annotation of a GenBank genome assembly